This is a messenger RNA of Syzygium oleosum, 552 nucleotides long. RefSeq names its product histone-lysine N-methyltransferase ATXR2-like. Gene Ontology annotation, molecular function: methyltransferase activity. The transcript has 7 exons. The record is from RefSeq and is a predicted model, not a curated record. The coding region runs from base 1 to 552 and encodes 183 amino acids. Lineage: Eukaryota; Viridiplantae; Streptophyta; Magnoliopsida; Myrtales; Myrtaceae.
AUGGCUCAUGUUAUGGACAACUUUCAUAUGCCCUUACUUUUAGAAGCAUGGAAGCCGAUAUCAUUUGGACACAAGAGAAGGUGGUGGGAAUGCAUAGCAUUGCCAGAGGAUGUUGAUCCUUCUAAAGAAGCUGUAUUUAGGAUGGAAAUUAAAGAGCUUGCCUUUGAGUGUUCCUUGGUGAUGCUUGAUCAUUAUUUUGUUGGUUGCAUUCCACUCUUUAGUUCUUCUUUACCUUUCCAUGCUAAGUUUGCUAAUAGUUUUUGUUAUUCAGCAAGUGAUCUGGUUGUAGCAUCUUCUGUGGAAGAUUACUUUUUGUUUAUCAAUGAUCUAUCAUCUCCUGAGAAGGAAGAAGCCAAGAAAGUAUCUCAACCAUAUUUGGAUGCCCUUGGUGAUGAGUAUGCAGAUAGAGAUGGUCAAGCAACGAUAGUGGCAUUGAAGCCAAUUUCGAAGGGAGAAGAGGAAGAAGCCAAGAAAGUAUCUCAACCAUACUUGGAUGCCCUUGGUGACGAGUAUGCAGUUUGUUGUGAGGGUAUGCGUAACUUUAACUCAUGA